GCUUCGGUCAUGUGACAGCCUUGGGCGUCAGGGGACGGAAGCGGUACUCGAACCCGGUCCUGGUCGGGGACUGUGGAUAGAAGAGGACCGUCACCGUGAGGGAGGGGUGGGACCCAGGUGCGGACUCCGCGCGCGACCGCCUGCCCUGCGCGUGCGCCGCUGGCGCGGCCCUGUUGACAGAUUAUUUAAUGGAGCAGCCAAUCUCUCUGCACACCUGGUUUCAUCUAAUAAUCUACAGAUACCAGCUCUGAGGCCAGUUAAUCAUUCCCAGUGUCCAGGCACGGAGUAGUCAGUCCUGCUCACAAUGGUGGACUUUCUAGCCGAGAACAACCUCUGCGGCCAAGCAAUCCUAAGGAUUGUUUCCUGUGGUAAUGCCAUCAUUGCUGAACUUUUGAGGCUCUCUGAGUUUAUUCCUGCUGUGUUCAGGUUAAAAGACAGAGCUGAUCAACAGAAAUAUGGAGAUAUCAUAUUUGAUUUCAGCUAUUUUAAGGGUCCAGAAUUAUGGGAAAGCAAACUGGACGCUAAACCAGAGCUACAGGAUUUAGAUGAAGAAUUUCGUGAAAACAACAUAGAAAUUGUGACCAGAUUUUAUUUAGCAUUUCAAAGUGUGCAUAAAUAUAUUGUAGACUUAAACAGAUAUCUAGAUGAUCUCAAUGAAGGGGUUUAUAUCCAGCAAACCUUAGAAACUGUGCUUCUCAAUGAAGAUGGAAAACAACUUCUGUGUGAAGCACUAUACUUAUAUGGAGUUAUGCUACUGGUCAUUGACCAAAAGAUUGAAGGAGAAGUCAGAGAGAGGAUGCUGGUUUCUUACUACCGAUACAGUGCUGCACGAUCUUCUGCUGAUUCAAAUAUGGAUGAUAUUUGUAAGCUGCUUCGAAGUACAGGUUAUUCUGGCCAACCAGGUGCCAAAAGACCACCCAAUUAUCCCGAGAGCUAUUUCCAGAGAGUGCCUAUCAACGAAUCCUUCAUCAGUAUGGUUAUUGGUCGACUGAGAUCUGAUGAUAUUUACAACCAGGUCUCAGCAUAUCCUUUGCCAGAGCAUCGCAGCACGGCCCUGGCAAACCAAGCUGCCAUGCUGUACGUGAUUCUCUACUUUGACCCUUCCAUUCUUCACACCCAUCCAGCAAAAAUGAGAGAGAUCGUGGAUAAAUACUUUCCAGAUAAUUGGGUAAUUAGUAUUUACAUGGGGAUCACAGUUAAUCUAGCAGAUGCUUGGGAACCUUACAAAGCUGCAAAAACUGCUUUAAACAAUACCUUGGACCUUUCAAAUGUCAGAGAACAGGCAAGCAGAUAUGCUACUGUCAGUGAAAGAGUGCAUGCUCAAGUGCAGCAAUUUCUAAAAGAAGGUUAUUUAAGGGAGGAGAUGGUUCUGGACAAUAUCCCAAGGCUUCUGAACUGCCUGAGAGAUUGUAAUGUUGCCAUCCGAUGGCUGAUGCUUCAUACAGCAGACUCAGCCUGUGACCCAAACAACAAACGCCUUCGUCAAAUCAAGGACCAGAUUCUAACAGACUCUCGGUACAAUCCCAGGAUCCUCUUCCAGUUGCUAUUGGAUACUGCACAGUUUGAGUUUAUACUCAAAGAGAUGUUCAAGCAAAUGCUUUCAGAAAAGCAAACCAAAUGGGAGCAUUACAAGAAAGAGGGUUCAGAGCGGAUGACUGAGCUUGCUGAUGUCUUUUCAGGAGUGAAACCCCUAACAAGAGUGGAGAAAAAUGAAAAUCUUCAAGCUUGGUUCAGAGAGAUCUCAAAACAAAUAUUGUCUUUGAAUUAUGAUGAUUCUACUGCUGCGGGCAGAAAAACUGUGCAACUGAUACAAGCUUUGGAGGAGGUUCAAGAAUUCCACCAGUUGGAAUCAAAUCUGCAAGUAUGUCAGUUUCUUGCCGAUACUCGAAAGUUUCUUCAUCAAAUGAUCAGAACUAUUAACAUUAAAGAAGAGGUUCUGAUCACAAUGCAGAUCGUAGGGGAUCUUUCUUUUGCUUGGCAGUUGAUUGACAGUUUCACAUCCAUCAUGCAAGAAAGCAUAAGGGUAAAUCCAUCCAUGGUUACUAAACUCAGAGCUACCUUCCUAAAGCUUGCCUCUGCGCUCGAUCUGCCCCUUCUUCGUAUUAAUCAGGCAAAUAGCCCUGAUCUGCUCAGCGUGUCGCAGUACUAUUCUGGAGAGUUGGUGUCCUAUGUGAGGAAAGUUUUGCAGAUCAUCCCAGAAAGCAUGUUUACAUCUCUUCUAAAGAUCAUAAAACUUCAGACUCACGAUAUUAUUGAAGUGCCUACCCGCCUGGACAAAGACAAGCUGAGGGACUAUGCCCAGUUGGGCCCACGAUAUGAGGUUGCCAAGCUUACUCAUGCUAUUUCCAUUUUUACUGAAGGCAUCUUAAUGAUGAAAACGACUUUGGUUGGCAUCAUCAAGGUGGAUCCAAAGCAGUUGCUGGAAGAUGGAAUAAGGAAGGAGCUUGUGAAGCGUGUUGCCUUUGCCCUGCAUAGGGGACUGAUAUUCAACCCUCGAGCCAAGCCAAGUGAACUGAUGCCCAAGCUGAAAGAGUUGGGAGCCACUAUGGAUGGAUUCCAUCGUUCUUUUGAAUACAUACAGGACUAUGUCAACAUUUAUGGUCUGAAGAUUUGGCAGGAAGAAGUGUCUCGUAUUAUAAAUUACAAUGUGGAGCAAGAGUGUAAUAACUUCCUAAGAACAAAGAUUCAAGAUUGGCAAAGCAUGUACCAGUCCACUCAUAUUCCAAUACCCAAGUUUACCCCUGUGGAUGAGUCUGUAACGUUUAUUGGUAGACUCUGCAGAGAAAUCCUGCGGAUCACAGACCCUAAAAUGACAUGUCACAUAGACCAGCUGAACACUUGGUAUGAUAUGAAAACUCAUCAGGAAGUGACCAGCAGCCGCCUCUUCUCAGAAAUCCAGACCACCUUGGGGACUUUUGGUCUGAAUGGCUUAGACAGGCUUCUGUGCUUUAUGAUUGUAAAAGAGUUACAGAAUUUCCUCAGUAUGUUCCAGAAAAUUAUCCUGAGAGACAGAACUGUUCAGGACACUUUAAAAACCCUCAUGAAUGCUGUCAGCCCCCUAAAAAGUAUUGUAGCAAAUUCAAAUAAAAUUUAUUUUUCUGCUAUUGCCAAAACACAGAAGAUUUGGACUGCGUACCUUGAAGCUAUAAUGAAGGUUGGGCAGAUGCAGAUUCUGAGACAACAGAUUGCCAAUGAAUUGAAUUAUUCUUGUCGGUUUGACUCUAAACAUCUGGCAGCUGCUCUGGAGAAUCUCAAUAAGGCUCUCCUAGCAGACAUUGAAGCCCACUAUCAGGACCCUUCGCUUCCUUAUCCCAAAGAAGACAACACACUUUUAUAUGAAAUCACAGCCUAUCUGGAGGCAGCUGGCAUUCACAACCCACUGAAUAAGAUAUACAUAACAACAAAGCGCUUGCCCUAUUUUCCAAUUGUCAACUUCCUAUUUUUGAUCGCUCAGUUGCCAAAACUUCAGUACACCAAAAAUUUAGGGAUGGUCUGCCGAAAACCAACCGACCCAGUCGACUGGCCACCGCUUGUCCUGGGACUGCUCACUCUGCUGAAGCAGUUCCAUUCCCGGUACACCGAGCAGUUCCUGGCGCUGAUCGGUCAGUUCAUCUGCUCCACGGUGGAGCAGUGUACAAGCCAGAAGAUACCUGAAAUACCUGCAGAUGUUGUGGGUGCCCUUCUGUUCCUGGAGGAUUAUGUUCGGUACACAAAGCUACCCAGGAGGGUUGCUGAAGCACAUGUGCCUAAUUUCAUUUUUGAUGAGUUCAGAACAGUACUGUAACUUUUUUCUACUUCUUCAAUGGAAGGAUUGUCCUUAGAUCUUCCCACCAUCGCUAAAACAAAUUUGAAAAUGAAAAGAAACUCAGUUGUUCAUAUAACUGUGUUUUUUGCCCUCCGUUAUCGGAAACGUCAGAUAUUCUCAGUAAGAUAUAUCUCAUGGCAUUAGUCAAUAUAACUGAUAUUGUUUAAAUCAUGAUAUUACAUGCAAUUUCUAUCAUGUAGAAGCAGAAUACAUUUUUGUACUGCCUCUCAUAAAUGCUGACUGUAACUGUUAUGUAUAAAUCCAUGUAGUUUUAUGUUCUAAAGAACUAUUUGUCCAACUCCAGAUUUUCAGUAAAAUCGUAUUACCAGUACCCAAAGUCAUCUCUGCUUAUGAUUCAAAAAUUGUAUAUUCACCCUGUAAAAAACCCUGUUUGGAAGGUAAGCGAUGAUUCUGCCAGUUACGAUAGCCCUCCCUCAACAAGCUGGCAGGUACGUGGUGAUAGCCAGACUAGCAGCAAAUGUAGUGGCCACAUAAUCUGUGUCAUGUACCAUGGAAGUUUCUUGGUGUCUCACCAUCCUCUUCCAAUCCCAGAUGACGUAGGAAGUUCACAGCAUUCCUUGUAUAGGACUUCCUAACAAAGCUGCUCCUUCCAGUAUCUUCCUCAGCAACCUGAGUCCUGCCCCAAAUCCCCAGGACUGUAUCAUUAUCUAUACGACUUUUUGGUAAUAGUCUUGCCAUAAGCUUAACUCCCUCGAAAUCCUAAAUCAUUUCUGCAUGAAAAUGACCCUGAAAAGGAAGCUGCCUCUAUCAGUCUGUUGUCACACUGCUAUGAAGGAAUAUGAGUGGGGACACAGAACCAAACCCCGUCACUGCCAUCCUACUGUGGCAGCUUGGAAAUCAACAACUUGGAUGAGAGCAAGAAAGAUGUUUCCACCCUGAAUCUCUAUGGUUAUGUCCUCCUCUGGAGAGAAAAGGAACAAACCAAACCAAACCUGGAAGCUAAAAUCUGUUUGACAGUCAUUUUGCUAGUGGGGAAAGAUGUGUUGAUUUGUGGCCAGGAGACAAAAUUUGAGUCCUGGUUCUGCCACAAGCUCCACCUUGUCGCAAGCCAGCCCAUUGGCAUCAUCUGUAAAAUUAAGACUAAAGGAUUUCUCAGGUUCCUUCAGUUUUCUCAUUUUAUGAUGUUACUUCUUUUGUCUAAAGGCCUCAAAUUCUGAUAUUGAAGGGAAGAAAAGACUUUAAGGCUUUGAUUAUUUCAUCAUAGUAGAGAGGAUUUUAAAGGAGUCUCAGUGGAGAACAAGGAAAGCCUCGAAUCCUGGCCACAAGGGCAUCAAACCAGGGCAGAAUUUUAAGUGAAAUGUUGCUUGGUAUGUAAGGAGCUUGGAAGUCUCACCCGCUGCAGAGCUGCUGUGUGGGAACAUCUGUAUCUCAAAGGCAUCUUACUAUUUUUCAUUUGUAAUCUUGUUAACAUCAACUCAUGAAGUGAGAUCUUUAGUACUCUAAAAAGAAAGUUAACUGCUAAAAAGGCCGGAUCUGGGAAAGUAAGUUUUUAACCAGAAAAUAGAAGUUUAGGGUCAGUUAGAUAGCAGUCUAAGGAAACCAAGCAAAUGGGCCCACCAUAUGCUCUGCCAAAACAAGGCCAUGAUGCUUGAAACUGAUUUUGCUAGUUAUUUGGCCAGUGAAGUAUUUUUCUCAACUGAAAGAACUUAAAAAUUGAAAUUUUUACUGUAAAAGCUUUAUAAAUUAUUUUAGCCCUGUUAGAAUUUCAAGUAGUAACUUACUUUGACAGGUUAUAUUUUACUGCUCUUUCAGGGGUAACAGUUUACUUUCAAGAUAUUUGGAGAUUUACUGAACUUUUGUGAUACCCUUUGAAUAUCCAGUCUCUUCAAAUUUACUAUAGAUAAACUCAGUCAAUUCUAACGGAUCUUAAGGUGUUAUGCCGGGUAUUACAAGUGCUUAUUCAUUCACUGACUGUUUCUUGAUGUCAUCCUGGCCUGGUUUAUUAAUGUUACACAGUGUAACUUACAAAGCCCUUAACUGCUUUUCCUGUCAGAAUCUGAUAUUUUCAGAACUCAGCAAAGAUCCUUUCUGUUCAAAUCUGAGUCACAGCCCCACAAUAAAACAAAUAGGUAAUUUUUUUUUU
This is a messenger RNA of Sapajus apella (tufted capuchin), 5909 nucleotides long. It is a transcript of the gene WASHC5, whose product is annotated as WASH complex subunit 5. Gene Ontology annotation, biological process: endosome organization; regulation of actin nucleation; endosome fission. The transcript has 29 exons. The record is from RefSeq and is a predicted model, not a curated record. Gene Ontology annotation, cellular component: WASH complex; endosome. Bases 305 to 3784 code for a protein of 1159 amino acids. NCBI's taxonomy places the organism in Eukaryota, Metazoa, Chordata, Mammalia, Primates, Cebidae.